AUGCUUCUCCUCCCACUCUCUGUGCUGCUCCUGCUCACACAGCCCUGGAGAUCCCUGGGAGCAGAAAUGAAGAUCUACUCCCAGAAAACACUGGCCAAUGGCUGUAACCUGGUUGCAUGUAGCCCCCCGGAGGGUGGCUUGCCUGGUCGUGAUGGACAAGAUGGGAGAGAAGACCCCCGCAGGGAGAAGGGAGAUCCAGAUUCACCAGAACCUGCAGGACAAGCAGGGAGGCCAAGACCAGCUGGCCCCAUUGGGCCGAAAGGGGACAAUGGCUCUGCUGGAGAACCCAGACCAAAGGGAGACACUGGACCACCUGGGCCUCCAGGCAUGCCUGGUCCAGCUGGGAGAAAGGGCUCCUCAGGGAGGCAGGGGAGCAUGGGACCUCCAGGCACACCAGGCCCCAAAGGAGAGACUGGGCCCAAAGGAGAAGCGGGUGCCCCAGGCAUGCAGGGCUCCCCGGGCCCCGCAGGUCUCAAAGGAGAGAGAGGUGCCCCCGGGGAGACUGGAGCCCCUGGACGUGCUGGGGCGGCAGGGCCUGCUGGAGCCAUAGGUCCACAGGGGCCUUCAGGUGCCAGGGGCUCCCGAGGACUGAAGGAAGACAGAAGUACUCUUGGAGAAAGAGGAGCAAAGGGUGAGAGUGGACUUGCAGGAAAGGAAGACUUGGGGGCCCCAUUAGGGUUCUUAGAGAGACAGCUGCGACGCCUUCAAAAAGGCUUCUCUCAGUAUAAAAAAGUGGUGCUCUUCCCUGAUGGCCUAGCUGUCGGGGAGAAGAUCUUCAAGACGGCAGGUGCUGUAAAAUCAUAUUCGGAUGCCCGGCAGGUCUGCAGAGAGGCUAAGGGACAGCUGGCCUCGCCGCGCUCUGCAGCCGAGAACGAGGCCGUGGCUCAGCUGGUCAGAGCCAAGAAUCAUGAUGCUUUCCUGGGCAUGAAUGACAUCUCCACCGAGGGCAGGUUCACCUACUCCACUGGGGAGUCACUGGUCUAUUCCAACUGGGCCAAUGGGGAGCCCAACAAUAAUAAUGCUGGACAACCAGAGAACUGUGUGCAGAUCUAUAGUGAGGGCAAGUGGAAUGACAUACCCUGCAGUACGGAACUCCUCGUGAUCUGCGAGUUUUGA
This is a messenger RNA of Rangifer tarandus platyrhynchus (Svalbard reindeer), 1116 nucleotides long. Lineage: Eukaryota; Metazoa; Chordata; Mammalia; Artiodactyla; Cervidae. The record is from the annotation of a GenBank genome assembly.